This is a messenger RNA of Onychomys torridus (southern grasshopper mouse), 2169 nucleotides long. It is a transcript of the gene Timmdc1, whose product is annotated as translocase of inner mitochondrial membrane domain containing 1. Lineage: Eukaryota; Metazoa; Chordata; Mammalia; Rodentia; Cricetidae. The record is from RefSeq and is a predicted model, not a curated record. The transcript is spliced from 7 exons. Bases 154 to 1011 code for a protein of 285 amino acids. Gene Ontology annotation, cellular component: mitochondrion.
UCUCGUGGUUCCCAGUGCCUGCUGAAGUGAGCCGGCCGGGCACCGGAUGUGAGAUUCAAGUGUCCCCAAUAUCUCCCCGCUCCGCUCUGCAGGUCACCCUCUCCCACGGUGCUCGGCGGCCCCGGGGUAUCUGUCCGCGGGUGGGAGGGCGCCAUGGAGGCGCCGCCGCCCGCGCCCCGCAGUCUGCUUUGCCGGGCCUGGGGUCCUCUGCCCCGAGUCUUUGCUGCCGGUGCUGUGGCUGAGGAUUCCCAAGGCUUUGUGGAGGAUCGGGAGCUGCAGUCCUAUGUCUCGGAACCCGGUUCCCCGGAAUCCGGAUGGGACCGCCUCCGGCAGCUGUUUGACAAAGAUGAACAGCAGAGAAUUCCAAAGGAUGUUGAAUAUAUCUGCAAGGCAGCUAUUUCAGCAGGCAUCAUUGGCUGGGCAUAUGGAGGAAUACCUGCUUUUAUUUAUGCUAAAAAACGCUACAUUGAGCAGAGUCAAGGGGAGAUUUAUCAUAACCGCUUUGAUGCUGUGCAAAAUGCUCACCGAGCUGCCACGAGGGGCUUCAUUCGGUACGGCUGGCGUUGGAGCUGGAGAACUGCAGUGUUCGUGACUAUGUUCAACACAGUGAACACUGGACUAACUGUGUAUCGAAAUAAAAAUUCCUUGAGCCAUUUUGUCAUUGCUGGAGGUGUCACAGGAGGUCUUUUCAGAGUAAACUUAGGUCUGCGAGGCCUGGUGGCUGGUGGUAUAAUUGGAGCUUUGUUGGGCGCGCCUAUGGGAGGCCUGCUGAUGGCGCUUCAGAAGUACUGUGAUGAGACCGUUCAGGAGAGGAGACAGAAGGACCGACAGGCUUCCCGUGAGCAGAAACUGGAAGAGUGGAAAAGAAAACUGCAAGUCACCGAGCUCUUCCCUGAGGAGAUAGAAAGUGGCUUAGAGAAGGUUCGGCCUGAGGAAGAUGUUCAGAGAAUCGAGGAGCUGCGAAACCUUCCUAGGAACCCUUCUUCGCCAGAUAAACAAAACCAGGACUGAGGAGGAGGGGUCUGUGUACAGUCUCGGAAUGCCAAGGCCAGGCUACUCCUUGUCAGCCUGACAGAUGCCAAUGCUGGCCCCUGUAGCAGCAGUGACCUGCUGCCACUUGCCUUUUCUCUCUUUACAUCAAGAAUUAAGUAAGCAGUCAAAGCUGGCUGCUACACACUGUAAUCCCAACUGUUGGGAGGCUGAGAAAGGAAGAUGGUGUGAGGCCAGCUUGAGCUAUGUAAUGAGACCCUGCUUCGAAAAUCUGCACCCACAAAAACACAACAGAACCAAAAAGCAACCCAAAGAAUCGGGUUACAUUUUCUUAUCUAUACUGAUCGUUCAUCCAUCUGAAUACUUGUAUUUCUCUAUCUUGCUAGAUUUUAUACAAGUAAAAUACUUCCCAAAAGACUAAAAUUGGGUCCUCUGGAUUGCCUGUUCACUCUCCAGUCUUUUAGGAAAAGGGACUAAGUAAAGGAAAUGGCUUGUGAAAUCAUCUUCUUUUGGGCCCUUCCAACCGUGUGGGCCUCAGUGCACUUGGUUUCGGUUUAUUAAGAAUAAAAGGUGGGGGUUGGGGAUUUAGCUCAGAGGUAGAGUACUUGCUAGCGCAAGGCCCUCAGCUCUAAAAAAAAAGAAUAAAAGGCGAUUCCUGUGCCCUUUGAAUGUGAUUUAGCACAAUGGAAGCAGAUGGGUAUUGUUAUGACGAAGUCCAGCCUCGUUUCCUCUCCCACAUUACAGAGAGAGCAUCUGUGCUGUAGUGUACAGGAGAGGCUCAGCUCCCUACACCAGGACCUGGCUCCCCGAGAGAAGCCGUCCUGCAGAUUUUAGCUCCGGGCCGUGGGGAGGGGAUAGGCUGAACUACGCGGGCAGCACUUCUCUGGUCUUUGGUUUUGCUCUCGUCAGUUUUAGUUUCGUACUGUUAACUGUGGUCUGAAAAUAUUAAUUGGAAAAUGCCAGGACUAAGCGGCUCCUAAGUGUGAAGUUUUGUGCCUUUCUAGGUUGGAUGAUGAGCUCUCUCUCACCUACGCCUCCCGAGACAACAUACUCCUUUGUCUUGCCUUCGUUCCCCACUCUCUCUCUCCAUCUGCACUUAGUCUUGGUUAUCAGAUCGAGUGUGUGGAGCGACAGUGUUUGUGUUAAAAGAAUGGCAUUUAAUAAAGGCUCCAAAGUGCA